This is a messenger RNA of Filobasidium floriforme, 1496 nucleotides long. RefSeq lists its product as uncharacterized. Gene Ontology annotation, molecular function: serine-type endopeptidase activity. Lineage: Eukaryota; Fungi; Basidiomycota; Tremellomycetes; Filobasidiales; Filobasidiaceae. Gene Ontology annotation, cellular component: membrane. The transcript has 4 exons. Bases 74 to 1381 code for a protein of 435 amino acids. The record is from RefSeq and is a predicted model, not a curated record.
ACUGUUCUUGCUCAACAACCUCGACCCAUAAAGCUUGUAGAGCUGCACCGUAGAUACUACCGUCUAUUCACCCAUGUCCUUCAGCUUCAUGCCCAUUGGCAGAUCGAUCGGGGCAUGCUCACGGCGAUUCCCCUCGACUCCAUGCUCAAGCCGGACGUUUACUUCGACGCGGCCGUCAUUUCGACCGCGGGUGCCACUAGGACGGAUCGAGGUUAAGAGGAUCCCUAUCGACAGCCCAGAAGCGUUCGCUGCACAGGGAUUCGGGGGAGGCGUGCCUAAGAGGUCGAUUUGGAAGCCCAUAAUUUUUGCAACAACGUUAGCGGGCUCGGCGUAUAUCGCAGCAGCUCUCUAUACCAACGCCGACACGAAUGAAUGGUCGGAAAAGCUCGGUCAAGGCUCAUGGUGGCGAAGAGGUAGCGAUCUGCCAACGGACGAAGAAAUCAAACGGGCCAAGGCGAUAAGUACGGCCAAGAAACUACAAAACAGCCUGAACGGCCUCGUCAAGAACAUCCGGGACUGGCCAGAUUCUCUCAAAGUACCCAUCACCCGCGUCUACAUCAGCCUGUCCGAGACAUACCUACACACUCCUCCCGCUCAACUCGCCUGUCUCGGGAUCAUCGGAUUCAACGGCCUCGUCUUUCUCGCAUGGCGGAUACCCCGCUUCGAACCUUUCAUGAGGCGGUACUUUAUGCACUGGCCGGUCGGUGCCAACCACCGAGUGAUCACCCUGGCCACUAGCGUUUUCAGCCACCAGUCUCUCCCUCACUACGCUUUCAACUCGAUCGCACUCUACUCUUUCGGAUCGGCCGCUUAUCAGUUCCUCUCCCGCCCGAACGCAAGGGAUAUCGAUGCGAUCAACAACAAGUCCGAUUCUUGGUUCGGCUUCGAUUUCGGUCCAUAUCUGGGGACAUCAACGACGACCCCACAUUUCCUCGCCUUCUUCCUCGCUGCCGGUCUAGUCUCCUCAUUGACCUCUCACCUGAAUACCGUCCUCGUCCGUCUCCCUCGCUUGCUCCGGGACCUCUCGAACACGGCAAGAGUGUCUACCGCCUCGGCCCUCGCUGCGCAUUCCGCCGUCUUGCCUUCCCUAGGGGCGAGUGGGGCUAUCUAUGCGACGUUGACCUUGACCAGCCUGGCUUUCCCCGAGGCUAGCGUCAGUCUGAUAUUCCUCCCCUUUGUGCCGAUUCAAAUUGGGUAUGGGGUGGCAGGGAUGGUCGCGGUCGACGUCCUCGGGUUGAUCAGAGGUUGGAGGGUAUUCGACCACGUCGCCCAUCUUUCCGGGGCGGCAUUCGGGUUCCUGUAUUACUCGGUCGGCAAGGACUUUUGGACCUGGCUUCGGGUCAAGCUCGGAGCUCAAGAGAGGAGGGUCGCCGAUGUGUAGCAUAGCACGUAACGCAUAGCAUAGCGCUUGGCAUCGUCAGCCAUCAAGACGCCUCGCGACGGUAGUGAGAGCGUAAUCGUAGAUAUCGUCUGUACAAGGACGAGUUGCAUACAUG